Molecule: messenger RNA, 3408 nt
Organism: Stylonychia lemnae
Lineage: Eukaryota; Ciliophora; Spirotrichea; Sporadotrichida; Oxytrichidae
Source: the annotation of a GenBank genome assembly
AUGGGAUUAGAGGAACUCCUUUACGGGUCCAAGAUUAUCAGAGACUAUCUUAAGCUGUUCUCGGAGCAAUAAUGGAACAGAGUGUCCAAGGCUACGAUCAUGCUAGGAAUUGAAUACCUCAAUAAAGUCACUCAUAAUGACCUAAGAUAACUAUCAAUUUAAAAGAUUGAAGACAUUGUUGUUGACCUGUCUAUUUAAGAAGGUUUACCAGGUGGAAAAGAUAAGAAAAGCAAGAAGGAUAAAAAAGAUAAGAAGAGAAAGGAUAAAGAUGAUAAGCAUAAAUUAAAAAGUAAGCAUUUACAGAACACUCAGAAAAGUCUUGCUGACAGUUCGAUCAACGUUGGAACCUUGAAUCAAUCCUCAAGCGCUUCCCUGCCUCUUGAAAGUAGUCUUUACAUGUCUGAACAUCAAAGAAAUGCACCCAAAUUUAAAAAGGAAAAACCGCAGGAUAUUGCAUAAUCUCAAAAUCAAAGCAAUAAACCAAUCGCAUCGAAACCACCUUCAACUUGGAGAAAUGGAUCAACUUAGAGGCCUGAAGGACAAUAAAGAGGAAGGCAAUAAUAGAGUUAAACUUAGGAAAUAGAUAUAUUUCAUGCUAAGCCAAGAGCGGCUUCAUUGAAUCCUCUGAUUUAUCCCUCUUGGUGGGGAUAAGACGACGACUUUGAUUAGGAAAUAAGAAGGGAUAGAUCAAAUGACGCUGUUAAAAGAAAUGCAAGAUAGUAGAAAGUAGAGAAUAAGAGGGAAAAUCCAAGGCAACAACAAGAAGAUACUCUGGAGAGGAAAUUGAGAGAAGCACAGGAAAAUAAGAAGAAACUGUAGAGCAGUAACUAGAAUAAGACUAGAAAUAACAAGAUAUAGUAGAGUUCUAAUUUAGAUCUGAGCUACAGAAGAAAUGAUAACGCUCCUAAUUAUGCUUACACAAGCAAUAAAAAUGUACCUAAAUAUAGUCCAAUAAGAAAUCCAGUGCCAGGUGCAAAUAAUAUCCCAAUGAGUUAUGCUGGUCCUCCAACUUAAGCUGAAAUUAAUAGAAAUCUCGGGAGAAAUCACCAUACAAAUGCAUAUGAUACCAAUUAUAGAAACUAACCAAAGGGAUCAUUCUAAAAUAAAAAUACUGGGGGAUCUUUCAAAAAUGAAAAUACUGGGGGAAUGUCUAGAGGAGGCGGUGGUGGUAUUAUUCUAAGCUAUAGUCCUCCAAGAGAAAGAUAAGAGAGAAAUAAUGGAGUACUCUAAAAUAAGCAAAAUCAUGCUGCCAAACAAAAGUAAAAAGCCAAAUAGCCUACUCAUAUUCCUAUCCCUGCAAGAACGUUAAGACCUCAAACUUAUGAAUAUGAUAAUCCACAAUAGUUGAGACACAGCAACUCCAACAAUGCAAGUAAAUCUAAGCUCCAAUACGAUCACAUUCCAUCUAAAGUGAAAGACUAAAUAGAGUAUCACAAGAGAAAGUUCAAGUAGCAAUAACAAUAAUAGGAGAAUAACAGAGAGCAUAGUAAGGAUAAAAUUGAUACUAAAGUUUAUGUCAAAGGUUCGAGACCAUAAUAUUUUGAUCAUCCAAGAGCUAUGCAUGAAGAUUCUUAAGGUGCAGCUUUAAGACGAAGAAAUUCCCCAUUAAAAGAACUAGCUGACAAUGAAUACAGACAGAGUAAGCAACACCCACCUACUUAAGGUACCUAAGAUUCAUGGCCUCUUAGAUAAUAAAGAAGUUCACACCAUUAAAAUCAAUAAUUAGGAAGGCAUGAUAAUUAUAUUCCUCAUACAUAACAGCAAUAACCUUCCAAGAAAUAAAAUAAGCCUCCUUCUGAUUAAACUGAUUAAUUCUCAAUGAGAAAUACUUAAGGGUAAUGGCCAUCAAGCAUUGAAAAUUUGAAUAUGUCAAAUAAUAGAAGCACUGGUCAGGGUUUUUAUGGUGGACCAAAUUAGAAUCCAAAUAGAUUUGGCAGAAAUCAGCAGUUGGAAUACACUAAUAGCGGAGUAGAAAAGAAUGAGAUAACCCAAGGUAUGAUUAGUAGUCCUAUUAAGAGCCAUUAUACUGAAUCAUCCCCAGAGAGAUAAACAAUUGGUUUUGGAAAUACUGGAAUCUAAAAUGGCGUUACUGAGCCAUCUAUGAUUGGUGGACCUUAGAAUCUUACCAGAUAUGGAGGUUAUCCACCAAAUGGCAAUGAGAGUGGUGAUCACCUUAUUUUUAGAUCUGAUGGUUUUGAGUAAUCUAGAUAUGGCAACAAUCCGAGUGGAAUAAAUCCAGCUGACUAAAGUAGAUACUCUAGACAUCCAUUUGUAUAGUAGCAAAAUAAUCCUAAUCAGCAAACUCCAUAUCAUUACAAUCCAAAUAAGACUCAAGGUGAUGUCAAUUCCUCAACAUUUAGUGGUGGAGGAGGUUUCACUAAUAGAAUGCAAGAUCAAUCAACCUAUUACCACAAUAGAAAUAACAAUACUUAAAAUCCAUUUGCAAAGAACUAACAGCCCAAUCAAAGCUUCCUCUCUAACUAUCCAAGAUAAUAGAAUGAACUACCUUAUAAAAGACAAGAGUAGUCUGAGAUACAUGAUAAUCCAAAUCAUCAAGCAAGAUAAAAUGAAUGGGUAGGGAAUUACUAAAUGAGUGAUCAGCUAAAGAAAGAGAGAGAUUUAAAGUAACUUGCUGAGUCAAACUCUUACACCUACACUCUUUAAAACCCAAUAAGUAAUUAACCAAGUGACAGAGCUCCAAGAAAUCAAGAUAACCCAAGCAAGAGAGGCAAAAAUAUGAUACAUAGUAUAGAUGAGGAUGCUGAUCAGGAGUCAGAGAUUAGCAAUUACUCACAGGCUGAAGAGUUCAAGAAUAUCAAAAAUCAGCCAUAUAUCCCAGAUCAGCAAUCAGAGAGAUUUAUAAAUCCACCAGUUUAAGACUACUAGUAUCAAAAUAGAAAUGUAGAGCCCUAUGUGCCAUAAAGAUAAGGAUAAAUAAGUCAAUAUAAUAACCCAAAUGUCUAAAUGCUUCAAAGUGAAGACAUCAGUGGUAGAUAUAAUAACAGACAAGGGAGAUAAAUCUAGCCUCCUCCAUACUAAAACCAAUUUGAUGGCCGAUAAAAUCAUUAAGUUGAUGAUAUAACUGAUUCAGAUUAUUCAGAUAAUCAAGAUGAAGAAAAGGAUGAUAGUGAGGAUUUCUCAGAUGAUGACGAUGAGGAAAAAUCUUCAUACAAGGACGGCAGCUAAACUUCCAAUGAUGAUUAAUAUAGUUAGUCCUCUUAUCAAGAAUCAAGAUCUAGACUAUAAACUCAAACUGCUGCAUCUAAUUUUUACUAAGGAAAGGGAAGAGACGAUACAAGAUAAUUUGGAGGAUACUAAGAUAACUCCAGAAGAUAAGAUCAUCCUUCAGCCACUUAGUAAUACAGCAAUAACUAGAAUUACAUGCAGAACAGAACUCACCACUACUGA